This is a messenger RNA of Prorocentrum cordatum, 681 nucleotides long. NCBI's taxonomy places the organism in Eukaryota, Dinophyceae, Prorocentrales, Prorocentraceae. The record is from the annotation of a GenBank genome assembly.
GCUGAUGGCAAUGCGGGCACUGGUGCAGCAGGAGUUGGCAUGGCCAUGAGAGGCCAGUUGCUGGAGCUCGUCAAGGCGCAGCCAGGCAGCGAGCAGGCCAGGGCUGCGCAGAGCCUCCUGGAUGCGACCAAGGAUGGGACGAAGGCGGCGCGCGGCGCUGGGGGGGGCCCACUGACGCAGCGCGUCGCCAAGGUGACGGCCAAGGUCCAGCGGGCGCAGGUCUCCUUCGACAAGACCCGCGCGCAGCAGGUGCGCCUAUCGCUGGAGCCCGAGAAGUGCAAGUGCUCCCUCUCGGAGGCGGCCACGGCGCUUGCGCUGGCGGAGAAGGAGCGCGCCGAGGUCAUUCAGAAGGUUGUGCCGCCCGCGAAGGGUCAGGAGGCGCCUCCGACAGGAACCGGGAUCGAUCUCAGCUCGCUGCCGGGGGGCAGUGAGCCCACGGAGUCCAUGUUCACGUUGAACUUGGGCCCUGCUUUCGACAAUUCUGGCGGAGUCAUGGACGCAGCUGACCUAGAGGAGUUGGAGCGCCGCAAGAAGCUGGUCAUGGGGGCGCUCCUGGAGACGCUCAAGACCACCUUCGGCGGCAUGCAGGACAAGCUGCGCGAGCACUGUGAGCCCUUCUCCAACAUGAAAGAGAAGAUUGCGAAGAACGACGCCACUCGUCGCCCUCGCUUGCACCUACAG